Molecule: messenger RNA, 1613 nt
Organism: Diospyros lotus (date-plum)
Lineage: Eukaryota; Viridiplantae; Streptophyta; Magnoliopsida; Ericales; Ebenaceae
Product: vacuolar-processing enzyme
Exons: 9
Coding region: 81-1541 (486 amino acids)
Biological process (GO): vacuolar protein processing
Molecular function (GO): cysteine-type endopeptidase activity
Source: RefSeq, a predicted model, not a curated record
CUCACUCUCUUCUCCCCCCAAGCUCCUAUUCUCAUUUCAUCUCUCCAUCGCGCUCUCUCUUUCUUUCAAUCUCGAUUUCUAUGGAGGCUUAUCGGUUUGCAGUUGUUCUGAUCGCGGUGUGGCUUCUUCUUCUUCUGUCUCUUGUUGCAGGACGAGCAGGGCCGUUGGACGGAUGGGAUCCAGUGAUCCGGAUGCCCAGCGAGGAUCCGGAAGUAAACGGCACCAGAUGGGCGGUUCUUGUUGCUGGUUCUUUUGGCUAUGGCAACUACAGGCAUCAGGCGGAUGUAUGCCAUGCUUAUCAAAUACUGAAGAGAGGAGGGCUGAAGGAUGAGAACAUAGUGGUGUUUAUGUAUGAUGAUAUUGCCAAUAACGAACUCAAUCCCCGGCCCGGCGUCAUAAUUAACCAUCCACAAGGUCAAGAUGUGUAUGCUGGUGUGCCCAAGGAUUAUACUGGUGAGCAAGUCACAGUGGAAAACUUUUAUGCAGCCCUUUUGGGAAAUAAAAGCGCAGUGAAAGGUGGAAGCGGGAAGGUUGUGGAUAGCAAGCCCAAUGAUAGGAUAUUUCUGUACUAUUCUGAUCAUGGAGGCCCCGGUGUGCUUGGGAUGCCAAAUAUGCCUUUCCUUUUUGCCAAUGAUUUCAUUGAGGUUUUGAAAAAGAAACAUGCAUCCGGAAGCUACAAAGAGAUGGUUUUAUAUAUAGAAGCAUGUGAGAGUGGAAGCAUUUUUGAAGGUCUGAUGCCCGAAGAUCUAGACAUUUAUGUCACCACAGCAUCAAAUGCAGUAGAGAGUAGCUGGGGAACGUACUGUCCAGGGGUGGACCCAACUCCACCUCCAGAGUACAUGACAUGUUUAGGGGAUCUAUAUAGUGUUUCUUGGAUGGAAGAUAGUGAGAGCCACAAUCUAAAGAAAGAAACAAUAGAGCAACAAUACAACAUGGUAAAGGAGAGAACUUCAAACUACAAUACAUAUACUAUUGGAUCCCACGUGAUGGAAUAUGGAACCAAAAACAUAAAAGGCGAAACCCUUGAUCUGUAUCAGGGUUUUGAUCCUGCAACCGAGAACUUCCCACCUAACAAAUUGCACCUUAAGAAGCACAUGAAUGUUGUUAAUCAGAGGGAUGCAGAUCUUCUUUUCCUGUGGCAUAAGUACAAAACUUCCAAAGAAGGAUCAGAAGAGAAUAUGAAAAUUCUGAGGCAGAUAACACGAACGAUGACGCACCGGGUUCACUUGGAUGGCAGCAUGGAAAUGAUUGGAGUGCUUUUAUUUGGACCAGAGAAGGGCUCUUCCAUCCUUGGCUCCUUGAGAGAACCUGGUUUGGCUAUUGUUGAUGACUGGACUUGCCUUAAAUCCAUGGUACGAGUGUUUGAGAUGCAUUGUGGAUCCUUAACUCAAUAUGGCAUGAAACAUAUGCGAGCAUUUGCAAACAUUUGCAACAACGGGGUGUCCAAGGCCGCCGUGGAGGAAGCUUGUAAGGUAGCUUGUGGGAAGCACAAGGACUCAGCCCAGUGGCAUCCUUCCCACAGAGGAGGGUAUAGCGCUUGAAUAUUAUGUUACAUGAUCGUGUUGUUGUCUAGGCAUUUUGGUUGUACCAUCACAUCAAACUGCUGCUUUUGC